Messenger RNA from Mytilus trossulus (common blue mussel), 1656 nucleotides. RefSeq names its product cadherin EGF LAG seven-pass G-type receptor 2-like. The record is from RefSeq and is a predicted model, not a curated record. Bases 1 to 1446 code for a protein of 481 amino acids. Lineage: Eukaryota; Metazoa; Mollusca; Bivalvia; Mytilida; Mytilidae. Gene Ontology annotation, cellular component: plasma membrane; catenin complex. The transcript is spliced from 7 exons. Gene Ontology annotation, biological process: homophilic cell-cell adhesion. Gene Ontology annotation, molecular function: calcium ion binding; cadherin binding.
AUGUACUAUUGUUUUAUAUCUCAAGCUAAAACCACUGUAUCUGCACAGGCAGUAGUUGCUGGUCAGGUAAUUUAUACCAUAACAAGUGUAGAUCCAGAGAGUGACAAUGUACAGUAUACAAUGACAUCAAGUAGUGCAACAUCACCAUUUACAAUCAAUCAGAACACUGGUGCUAUAUCAUUGAGUCGCUCAGUCAAGACUGAGUUAGAAAUCGGAUAUGAAUUAUUUAUCAGUGUAUCAGAUGGUAGGAACACUGUUGCUUCACGAACAUUAUCUGUUCGAAUUAUAGACAUCAACCAUCCACCAAAAUUCUUAAAUCCUAUACAAAAGGAAGUUGUAUUAGAAGGAAUAAGUAUCGGAUCGUCUAUAUUUCAACCAUCAAUUACUGAUGAAGAUUUGUCAGACGUUCAUACGUUUUUAGUUUCGUAUUCCCCGCCUGAAGGUGCUGUCUACUUUGGAGUUGACACGUCAAAUGGAUUAAUAACUUCUCUAGUCGAUAUUGAUUACGAGACUAUACCCUACAAGACCUUUCUACUGACGAUUACUGGGUCAGAUUCUCUAAUGGUGGACACCACUAACAUAACGCUAAAUAUACAGAAUGUCAAUGAACCACCAAAGUUCACCAAAAAGAACUAUGCAUUCUCAGCUACAGAAAAUAGUGGUGGAACUGUUCUCCAGAAUCCAUACUACCAGUUCACAGAAGAAGAUGGAGACGCGGUGAAGUUUUCAAUAGAUUGCGGAACAGAAACAGGUCUCCUUGACAUCGAUUCAUCUACUGGCUUCCUGUCCUAUUCCAUUGAUUAUGACUUAGACGUAGCUGGUACAGCUUCUCAGUUAAUCUGCCAGGUUCAUAUAACAGACAACGAGUACACUGAUACUGCAUUUCUAAACAUAACUAUACUUGAUGAAAAUGACAAUGCACCUGUUUUUCAGCAAAAUGAAUAUACCUUUUUUGUGACAAGCAUUUCGUCCGUUAAAACUGACAUUGGGAAUGUUGAGGCAACUGAUAAAGACAUCGGAGUCUACGGGAAUAUAAUUUAUCACCUUGCACAGGAAGAUAUCAACAAUGGUUUAUUCAGCGUGUCUGUUGAUGGUUUCAUUAGAAGCAAACAAUCUCUCGAAAAUAUAAUACCAGGAACCAUUUUUAACCUUACAGUGUAUGCAGUGGAUAGUGGGGGUAAUGAAAACAUUACAUUGGUUUAUAUUGUGAUACCUGAUCCAGAGAUCGGAACAAAUAAAUAUCGAGAUAUAAUAUAUUACAAGACUUUCUUCACCUUCUCUCCUAAUAUGGCAUGGUUUGUUCCAUUGAUGAUGGUUCUAAUGGUAACAGCUUGCGUAGUAUUACACACUAUAUAUAAAGGAUAUUGCACAUGCUCUAAGACAGAAAAGAAACAGAAGAAGAUGCAUCCAAAAUAUCGUAAAAGGAAAACAGCUAUCGAAAUGUGAAAAAAAAACAGGAUUAUAUGUAAAAAAAAAGAAGAAAUAACAAUGCGAUUUUUAAAUAAUUGAGAGGAUUUUUGAGAUACAAAUAACAAUCCAUGUGAUUAAAUACGAGUUGUACCUAAUAUUUUCAUUAUGUUUUAAUCGUUAUUGCAAUCAAUUAAUAAAUGCUGGCUAUUUAAAAUGAAAAUCAAUGCAUUAAAUCAAAAUAUUCAU